ACGAAGACGAAGCAGAAGAUGGGAGUGGAGAAGGUGUUGUUGAGUGCCGGAACCGGUCCUAAGCCGGUACGCGGUCAGAACGUCACUGUCCACUGCACUGGAUUUGGAAAAAAUGGUGAUCUUUCUCAGAAGUUUUGGAGCACAAAGGAUCCUGGGCAGAAGCCUUUCACAUUUAAAAUUGGCCAAGGUUCUGUUAUAAAAGGAUGGGAUGAAGGUGUGAUGGGAAUGCAAGUGGGAGAAGUUGCUCGUCUGCAGUGCUCUCCAGACUACGCCUAUGGCCCUAAUGGAUUUCCAGCAUGGGGAAUACAACCUAACUCGGCUUUAGUUUUUGAGAUUGAAGUCCUAAGCUUGCAGUGAUUGCCAUAUUUGAUUUGGUUUGGAUGAGAAGCCUAUGUGUGAUAUAGCUAAUGAAAUAAGACACAUAAAUGCUAUGUUUCAACUGGAGGCCAUGUUGCAGUGUUUCAUUACCUUAGCUGCUUGUUUUAACUAUAUGGUGUUUCUGUACUUUGUUUAAACAAUGAGCUACUGUUAUAUUAUAAUUGUUGGUUAGUCUUG
Vitis vinifera (wine grape) is the source of this 555-nucleotide messenger RNA. Its product is annotated as peptidyl-prolyl isomerase FKBP12-like. The record is from RefSeq and is marked provisional. Gene Ontology annotation, molecular function: peptidyl-prolyl cis-trans isomerase activity. NCBI's taxonomy places the organism in Eukaryota, Viridiplantae, Streptophyta, Magnoliopsida, Vitales, Vitaceae.